Molecule: messenger RNA, 2484 nt
Organism: Cheilinus undulatus (humphead wrasse)
Lineage: Eukaryota; Metazoa; Chordata; Actinopteri; Labriformes; Labridae
Gene: cd302
Product: CD302 molecule
Exons: 6
Coding region: 60-821 (253 amino acids)
Molecular function (GO): signaling receptor activity
Source: RefSeq, a predicted model, not a curated record
UCACUCACGUCGCUGCGGAUAUUUGAGUCGAGCAGCAACAGUGAGAAAAGUAGUUCCACAUGAUUUUUCUGUCCUCUCAGACUGUCAUGGAGUCGCUGAGGAGAAACCAGCGUUCCCCCCCAGUGCUGUGUUGUCUUGUCGUGUUGUGUUUGCAGCUGCAGUUGUGUUUGGCUGGAGACUGCCCUGCAGAUGGACGCACCUGGGUGCCAUUUGGAGACAGAUGCUACCACUUUGUCCAUGGAGAUGAAGAUAAAGCCAAAAUCUACUCCUUUGAAGGGGCUAAAUCUCUCUGCCAAGGAUUUGAGCUUCUGACCAUCCAGAGUGCAGAGGAGAAUGACUUUGUCAUUAAUUAUAGCCCUGAGGUGUGGAAAGGUGUUGUCAACGUGUGGCUGGGAAUGUAUUAUGACACCAACAGCGAAGACAUGAAGUGGUUCGGUGACAACCCUGUGCAGUUCACUAACUGGGAGAGCAGCGAUUCUCCAACAGACCUGGUGCCUGUGGAUUCAUGUGUGGCUCUGAACAGCAAGACAGGAAAGUGGGAAAACGUCAGCUGCAUGGAUGACUUGGAGAAUGGAGUCGUUUGUGAGACGAAUCAGAAGGCAGAGGAAGCCAAACAAAAGCCCAGCCCGCUGCUGUCCGCCCUGGUCAUUCUCAGCGUGGUAGUCAUCGUGGGAGUCUCUGCAGUUAUUUGGUUCCUGCAUCAGAAGCACAGUCUGGGCUCCACCAUUGUGACGGCGUUCGAGUACCACCCUCCAUUCCGAGUUCUUGACACGGACCGGUCGUGCCUGGUGGAGGCCGAGGAGACUGACAGCGUGCCCUAGGAGAACUUUCUCCUUUUUGCCACAAACAGGAAACAGCAGGUCCCGCUUUGGUGGGUGGGUGUUCAUGCAAAGACAGGUCCAGAAGUAGUUUAAGGUUCAUGUCAUGAAUCAGAAUAAAUUAGUGCUGAAAACUGACGCCAUGCUUCAUAAAAUACUAGCCCUUUGCAACUUCUGCUGUUUCUGUUAUCUGCACAUAUGAUCGGUCAACUGUAACUUUUUGUAAAUGGUGCAUUUUCAUCUGUAACCUGAUCUACCCAAAGUAUGCAUUUGAUGAUUUAAUAUUAGGUUAAUUCUAGGCACACUAAGUCUUGGAAAGCGUUUGGCAUAACUGUCUCUCUGUUGCAUGUUAAAACUUGCUUCCAAUAGCACAUUUAAAGGGAGCAGGGGCUCUAAAUGGAGACAAGCUUUCCUAAGUUUUAUUAUUUUCUCACUAUAGCAAAUUUACCAUAGCAUUCCUACAGACUUGGGAGACAAACAAGAGGGUAACUAAAUGUAGAAUGCAGUUGAAUGCAGCAAAAAGUAACAUCCUGUAGCACAGUCGUAGAUAUUUCACUCUCUGUGUGUCAAAAAUGGAUUCUGCAUUUCAGAUGAUACAAGCAACCACAUAAAACCAUAGAAAAGUUAGGAUUAUAUUCAUAAACUUGCAUGACAGCCAUCAAGAACAUAAUAUAUAACUAGAAACUACAGAAACACGAUGAUGCAUGAAGUAACUUUUUGUUAAAUUAGUGCACUGUCCCUUUAAGCAGUAUUCAAAGAAGCACAAAUUCUUAAUCCCUUGGGCACAUAUAAGUAGCUUUAUCAAAACAGAAGCCUAGCUGUAGUUACAACAAUCGUCAUAUUCACUCAGAGCAUGUAUAUUAAGUAGGAAUGUAGCAACGCCUCACGGAACAUUUCAAAAUCAAUACAAAUGUUCUAUUUAGAGUAGCGAGACAAGAAUAUAUCUCUUUUCAUAACCAGCAGAGUAUGCUUUCUACUUGAUGUCUGAUAGCUCCCACUGCACACAGAGGCACUGCCCAAAACGCAUUGUUAAUGCAAAGUGAACACAGGGUCAAAGACAGGGCCGAAGCAAGUGAAGAUUUUUGAUCUCUGUUUCUAUGUAACCCAAAGAUGAAAGAUUUACUCAUAUUUGUAAGGAAAAAUAAGGACAAGGAUAAAGUCUCAUUUUUACUUUCAGAAUUGAAAUUACAGUAAUUUAUUGGUAGAUAAAUGCACCUUGAUUCAACGUCUUUAUUAAAAAUAUAUAUAUUCUGAUAAGAUCUUGUCACCUACUAUUGUGUACAUGCCAAUCCAUGAGGUUUUUCUUUGUAUUGUUCAGAUCAGUGGUUCUCACAUCCACCACCUACUGUAAUGUGAAGUAGGGCUGAACCAUUUUGGAAAAUAAUCUGUGAUCCCCCCCCCCCCCCCAUUAUUGUGAUUUGACAUGCUAUUAUUUCUUAACUCUUUUAUUCCUAAACUAGGGCUGAACAAUUCUUUAAAAAUAUCUAAUUCUGAUGAAUUUGACUCAUAUUGCAAAUUAGAUAUGAAUUGUCGUAUUGAACGGUUUUUGUCAUUCUCAUAUUUAAUAAAAGAAAAUUACAAAAAUGAAGGUAGGAUUUUUUUGUAGACUAUUCUUAAAAAAAAGACACUUGAAUGAUGGUGUGACACAAAUUUCAGGUCAAAGAAA